Messenger RNA from Ruditapes philippinarum (Manila clam), 1663 nucleotides. Its product is annotated as patched domain-containing protein 3-like. The transcript is spliced from 3 exons. The coding region runs from base 35 to 1663 and encodes 542 amino acids. NCBI's taxonomy places the organism in Eukaryota, Metazoa, Mollusca, Bivalvia, Venerida, Veneridae. The record is from RefSeq and is a predicted model, not a curated record. Gene Ontology annotation, cellular component: membrane.
UAUUAUUUUUGAACUUGCUAGGGAAUAACAGAAAAUGACAAGCUGUUUCGAAAAGUUCUACAAUGUGGUUGAAGAGAAAAUGGGAUCUGUGUUUACAAAGUAUGGGAAAUUCGUUUCACGGCAUCCAUGGAAAGUUAUCCUAGUGACUGUUCUAGUGAAUGGCCUUCUUGGAUUGGGAAUGAUCCGACUAAAUGUUGUUGUAGAUGUUGAACGUGUCUACACACCAAUCGGAAGUCAAGCGAGUAAAGACAGCACCAAAGUAAAAAAUCUAUUUCCUGAUUUGAGUGGUUCGAACUUUAUAGGUUAUCAAAUGCCUGAUAUGGGCAAAUAUGCUGAAAUAAUAGUUAUACCGAACGGAGGAAAUAUCCUGAAUGAACGAUUUCUAAAAGCAUUGCGAGUUUUCCAUACAUUUUUACUUUCUAUUGAAACAAAUGAUAUCAAUGGAAAGACUGUUAAACUAAGUGACAUUUGUGCUAUAAGUUUUGGAAAAUGUGUAAUUGACGGAGAUCUUUUUGUUGACAAUCAAUUCAUUAAUAUUCUAAAUACAAGUAAUGCAAUUUCUUUUCCGUAUUUUAAUCACACUGUAAGAGGGCCCAUUUACUACGAGCAGAAUGUUGGUGGUGCAAUUGUCAACUCCUCCCAGCUUCAAUUAGCCAGUAUGCUUUUAUUGAGAGUAAAUCUCAGAACUGAUUCGUCGUACUUUACUGAAACAGCUAAAAAAUGGCAAAAGAAUUUUGUUUCAAAGAUGAAAGUCUAUUCUUCAAGUGACUUUAAUAUCGCCUUUGCCCAUUCCGAGUCUUUGAGUGAAGAACUUAAUGAAAACGUUAUGGGUGAUAUCACAGUAUUUUCAAUAACAUUUACUUUAAUGAUAACCUAUGCCUGUGUAGCAACACUAACAGCUCGUUGUGAUGUUGUCGGCCAAAGGUCAAACUUGGGUUUCGCAGGAGUAGUAGCCGCUGGCUUAGCUAUCGUAGCAGCAUUUGGAUUAUGCAGUGCAUGUGGAGUCGAAUUUGUCAGUAUUGUUGGGGUUAUUCCAUUUUUAAUUAUAGGUAUAGGAGUAGACGAUAUGUUCAUGUUGAUUUCCGGAAUCACAAACACGGACUAUUCAUCAUCUACCGAAGAUCGUAUUGGUGAAACUAUGAAAACGAGUGGUAUAUCAAUCACAAUUACUUCUCUGACAGACCUGUUGGCAUUUGCAGCUGGGGCGUCUUCUGUAUUUUUAAGCGUGCGGAACUUUUGUAUUUAUGCCGGUGUUGCUGUUAUUUUCUGCUAUAUAAAUCAAGCGACCAUCUUUAUUGCUAGUAUAGUCAUCAACGAAAACAGAACAAACAACAACCGGCACUUUUUGACAUGCAUGAGAGUAAACAGUCCUGAUAAAGACAGCACAAAAGAAACUUCUUGCAAAAUCGUUUGUUGUACAGGCAGAAAACCAAACAAUUCGAAAGAAUCUGAGAGCUUUUUAGAUAAAUUUCCCGGCUGGAUUUUACCAAAAAUAAUAUCGAUCCCAGUUAAAAUUACAAUUCUUAUUUUGUUUGCUAUCUAUUUAUCAGUAUCUAUUUGGGGUAUAACUCUCAUGAAGGAGGGGCUAGAAAUGCGAAAUCUUGUAUCACAAACGUCAUACUAUUAUGAAUAUAGAAAACUACUAGAUGAAAAUUUCCACUAG